Molecule: messenger RNA, 763 nt
Organism: Perca fluviatilis (European perch)
Lineage: Eukaryota; Metazoa; Chordata; Actinopteri; Perciformes; Percidae
Gene: s100w
Product: S100 calcium binding protein W
Exons: 3
Coding region: 189-518 (109 amino acids)
Molecular function (GO): calcium ion binding; transition metal ion binding
Source: RefSeq, a predicted model, not a curated record
CAAAUUCCUUCCAUCACUGUGUGACUCAUGACUUUUAUGUGAAGAAGUGGUUUUACUUUUUCUGCUGUUGUUUUCUUCACUUGGACAGGUGGUGGCUUACUUUUUUCUUUUCUGGUGGAUUAUAUUGAUUAUGAAGAGCCACAUCAGCAUACAUCUGUUACAUUAUAUUAAAUAAUUACGCUACAGCCAUGGCUCGUCUGGAACAGGUCAUUACAAACAUUGUGGAUAUAUUUCUGGAGUAUGCUGAUGAUGAUGGCAAGAAACACCAGUUAAACACAGAAGAGUUGAAGAAGGUGUUGGAGAAAGAAAUACAAAGUCCUGAGUUAAAAGAUAAGAUCAAUGCAGAUGACAUCGGGGAAGCCAUGGAGCUGCUGGAUAAAAACCAUGAUGGUGAGGUCAACUUCAGAGAGUUUUGUCGGUGUGUGUCUGUCCUGGCCAAAUGCUACUACAACAAGAAGACAGGCAAGGGUGUCAAGAGAGGCAAGGGCAAAGAACAAGAAGCUGAAGAAGAAGACUGAAAAAGAUGAACUGCAAACGCUAUAAAUGUUUGUAGCACCAAAAUAUAUAAUGACAUUUAUAACAUACCCACAGUCAUCCUUGAAAACAGAUGCUGCUGGUUUUAGGCAAUUUGCACAUCCAUCAUGAAACACAAGCCUGUGAGUUGUGUUUGAAAUGUGCAUCCAAAAGUUAUAUUCACUGUGUGAUCUGGUUUUCUUUACAUUCUAUACUUCCUGAAAAUGAAUAAAACACUAGAAGAAGUUUA